Haliotis rufescens (red abalone) is the source of this 1830-nucleotide messenger RNA. RefSeq lists its product as uncharacterized. The record is from RefSeq and is a predicted model, not a curated record. Gene Ontology annotation, biological process: intracellular signal transduction. Lineage: Eukaryota; Metazoa; Mollusca; Gastropoda; Lepetellida; Haliotidae. The transcript is spliced from 4 exons. The coding region runs from base 153 to 1349 and encodes 398 amino acids.
CGCUGCUUCAGAAACUUCCGCUCAAACGUCAAAGCGAAAAGCACGGCAAGAAGUAUAAUUUGUUUGGAAAGGUUGCAGGUUAAACAGAUUUAUUGGUUCGUACAGCUGUAAUUGUAAAGUAUGAUACAGCUGUGUAAGCCCUCAGCAUAAUCAUGGGUAAUCGUAAGAGCAGCCACAAAGCAGGGGGCUACAGUGUCACAUUGCCCAAGUUUAAUCGAGCUUGGGAUUUGGUGUAUUCUGGAGAUAUUCAGUUAUGGUCUCCAGUCGCAGGUCGCUAUGGAUUUGACAAGUUUGGUUAUGGCUGUCGUGAAAGUGACUGUGACAGGGAAUCUGUUUGUCUCCAGUAUAUUCGAGCUGUCUUCAGCAAGAACAAGAAAUUUGUGGAUAUUGAAAGGUUCAAGCAGCCUCGACUACAGAUUCCUGUAGACGACUGCUUUGAGUUCCAGCGACUGAUCUCGGCGGGACAUGAACUGAACCAGGUGGCUGCUGCACAUCAGGACCACUUGGUGCUGUUAGUGCUGCAUCAUGUCAAGGAUCUCGUCGUCAAUUCUGCAUUCCCACUGGUCAAUCUUCAUACCCGAAGUGUCACAGGCAUUCUUGCAGCCCCUCGCAAGAACAUGACGAUUAUACAUUGUGAUUUCACGCCAGACCUGAAACAGUCUGCCAUCUUGUUUUAUUCAUGUUCUGGAGAGAUGAGAUUCUGUUACGAUCUAUACAUAUAUUCAAAUGAAACGACAGAAAUUCUCAAAUAUGUCACCCUUAACCAUGAAGUGCAGCCGUACGUGGCCUUUGACCCCAGAUACAGCUGGUCGCGUAUUGCCGUGGCUAAUUAUGAGUGUAAGAAAGAGGGUAUUAACCAUGAACUUGUAGUAUUUUCCUUAGAUGAAUGUAAGACUCUCCAAAGAAGUAAACUCUCCCUGCCGACUCUGUUUGGCAGCAGUCGAUACAAUCUGCUCUACAGCAAAGACGGCACAUUACUCAUUCUUCAAAAACUCACUGAGGACCGAUUUGGUGUGACGUCAUAUUCUGACAUCUACAUCUUCAAUUCAGAUCACAUGCGUCUGUUCAAAUACAUCACAUCCUCUCUCCCUGGGUUGUUCAACAUUUGUCGUGUGAAUUACGAGCCGGUCUUCUCGAAGUGUGGCAGUUACAUGCGGAUCCUGGACCACAAGCCCAACACAGAGGACCACGGUGUGACAGUACAGAUCUACCAGCUCCCACGGAUCAUCAGCCUACAGAGUCAGUGUCGCAUUGUCAUCCUCAACAGUCUCCUGAGGGCAGAGGAUGUACAGGCUCUUCCUCUACCCAACAGAAUCAUGGGCUUCCUCAUGUUCAAACCCCAGCUUUAGUGUGGGAGGAUGAAGCUGGAUUACCAUGUUGAAAUCCUUGAUUAUCUCCAUUCUAUUCUGCUUAAAAAAACUUAAGGACCGCUCAAUGCUUUCAUAUUACUAUAGUUAAUCUGUCAUGCCAUGACAGAUGAACUUUCAUAAUAUAAAGAAUCUGGUGCCUUGACAGAUUAACUAUAGUAAUAUGAAAGAAUCGGGUUGUCCUUAACUUAUUUUGAGUUGGAUAUUAUGAUAAAUACCUUGAACCUAUUCACCACCAUUGGUUUGUUUCGGAAGUUACUUCACCAUUUCCAUUCCAAUUAAACGAAAUUUCAUUGGCAUAGAAAAAAAUAGAAGAAAAAAAAUAGAAUUGCUCUCUAAUAUUUGGACUGGAAGGUUGGUUUGUUGUUUUACGUCGCACUCAGCAAUAUUCCAGCUAUAUGACGGCGGUCUGUAAAUAAUCGAGUCUGGACCAGACAAUCAAGUGAUUGAUAUCAUGAGCAUC